AUGGCAGUUACGGAAUUCAAAAGACGCUUCGGCGUCAGAUAUGUUCUUGUACUCUGCGAUGAGGCGGCCACACUGUUACGGCAGUCGAACGUUGUAGACAUGCAGAACUUCCGGCUGUUCAGGAGAGUCUUCACCGUGCAGGGCAUCACGGCGUGCUUUGCGAGAACACAGUCCAAAGUGCAGAACUUCGCUCCUGCUCUACACCGUGAUGAUUCGUGGAGAUUCUACCGUGUGAAUGAUAUGGACAGUCCGUACAUGCCUGCUCCGUUUAUCUCUGUGAGCCCUCCGGACAUCGGGAUGAAGCUGACGUCGGAGGCUAAAGAGCUGCCUCCGUAUCCUCUUGCCUUGAGCGACCUACAUUCCCCCGCUUGGUUGUCGCGAUUUGGCAGGCCGCUCUGGUUCGCUUUCGCCAGACACUCGCUCGUGCGCGAGCACCUGAGCCAGGUUCUGGUGGCGGUAGCGAAGAGCAAAAUGAACUUCGAUACUACCGGCAAUUCCGUUGGUUCCUUGGCUGCCGUGAUGUGUGUGGCGGCGUUGAAGCCCACCCCCAGCGUUGAGCUGGCAGAGCAAUUGGUCCACAGUCACAUGGCGACUGUUGUUCAUGUGUCCAGGAACCGCGAGCUGCUCUACACGCAUUACCCCUCGGAACCGUAUCUCGCCGAAGCUUCGUGUCUUUACUUGCGAGAUCAUUGGACGCACGUCCUCCAGACGUUGCUGAAUGCGGUUGGGCAGCACGUUCUAGACAUGGGCCUCAUCGGUGAAGCCAUAGCACGUGUGUGCUUUAUUGCUUUGGGUUUUGUUCGCUUGCAUGAGCCCUUGUUGACCGUGGCAGCAUUCCGGGACCGCAUACGGGGUGUUGAUGAGAGUCCGUUGCAGACGAAGCAGCCGUCUGGGGACGGAAUGGCCGGAACCGCUGUGCUCAACUUCAACCACUUCAUGAAGCUGGAAGGCCGACCCACUCCCGAAAUGUUGUGCGCGGCUUUCACAC
Gregarina niphandrodes is the source of this 988-nucleotide messenger RNA. RefSeq lists its product as hypothetical. The record is from RefSeq and is a predicted model, not a curated record. The annotation marks the transcript as partial. The transcript has a single exon. NCBI's taxonomy places the organism in Eukaryota, Apicomplexa, Conoidasida, Eugregarinorida, Gregarinidae.